Molecule: messenger RNA, 3184 nt
Organism: Brienomyrus brachyistius
Lineage: Eukaryota; Metazoa; Chordata; Actinopteri; Osteoglossiformes; Mormyridae
Gene: ankrd33aa
Product: ankyrin repeat domain 33Aa
Exons: 5
Coding region: 1636-3072 (478 amino acids)
Molecular function (GO): protein binding
Source: RefSeq, a predicted model, not a curated record
UAAAUACAUAAAAUACAAUCUUUCAAAGUAGUUUGUUACAAAUUAUAUGUUAUUUUUUUCCUGUCUAGCAAAAUACAAAUUGCAGAAAACUCAGAAGUAAUGAAAUACAUAUUUUAAAUACAUUUAACUGAAAUUCUGCCCAUUUCUGACUGUGACUGCAUACAGUAUGUAUCCGCAUGUGUAGGCCUACAUAUCACCUCUGCCUGGUUGUUGUAAUGUCAUUGCACUGCAGAUAAAAUUCAAGUUUUCUUCCAAAUAACAACAGACAAAGGUUUAUCUACCAGACACUGUGUUUUCCUUCUUUAGAUAAUCAGCACUCGGAUGCGGAUAUAUCAAAGUUUUCUUCCUCUUAGCAUCCAUCAUCAUAUAUUUGCACUUUAUUUAAAGAUCUACUUUAUUCAGUGUUAUAUAUAUUAAUUUUGGUUUUAUUGACGGUUGGCGUUGUGGUGCAGUUUAAAAAUACAUUGCAUAAAUUAAUCAUUCUACUAAUAAUAUGAUUUAUUAUGUAUAUAUACAAUUGCACAGAUCCUUCGGAAAAAAAAAAUCUAUGGACAAUCUUUAGCAUUAAAAACUGCCAGAGUCAUCGUGGACCAGUGAGGUCAAAGCUGGUCAUGUGAUUAACCGAUCACUGUUCAAGCCUUGGGUCACAUAAGGAGGAAGUUCUGCUGUAACUCCUAAGGGCAUCUCUCAAAGAAGGAAACUGCUCUACACAUUCAUCCUGUAUCAUAUCCCAUUAAUCAUGCGGAAGUCAGCGAACUGACUGCAUUACUUUAAUCGUUAUGUUAUGUAAGAGUUGUUUCACAGAAGCAGAGAACGUCUAAUUCAAAGUUCAGGAGAGCUUGGAGACAAAACAGGAGAUGAGGGGAAGAGGAGGAGAGAGUGAGAGAGACCCAGGGCCUUCAGCCUAUUAGCAGGUAAAGCUUACUACUAUUACUCCCUCUUAAUCCCUCUAUAAAAUCUCCUCUAAGGAAGACAAGCGGCAGCACACUUCCAGAAUAAAACAGAGCACCUGCAUGAAGACUCAGGGGGAUCCUCUUAACGUUCAGACAGCAAAAAUACAGGAGUAAGAGGCAGGCUGGAGCAUUAACUCUGAAGACACUUGGAGAGCAGCGGGGCCCCAUCAGAAGAGGCCACCCCAUCAGCUGUGCUUCUCUCCAUUGUAGCAGGACCAUCUACACCUGAUGCUGGCUUUCUUAACGUGUCUGACAGCUUGUGUGGAAUUCCAAGGAGUUCAAUAUUUCUAAAAUUCCAAACUUAACUUCCCAUGGAAAGUUUUUGGAAAGUUACAAGAAAUUUUACACCCCUUUGCAACCCUAACUGCAAUGGACUGGCACCCAUCCACGGUUUCCCCAGCCUCGUUCCCUCGUUAAAUAUGCCUUGUGGAAGGGCUGCACCCCCUGCCGUGGUGAUUGGUACUUGAGUAUUACUAGGAAGCAAUAUUUUACCAUAAUGUGCCUUGUGCCCUAUUUUAUUGUAAUGUCAUCAUCAUAAUUAAAAAAACAGGGUGAUUAUAAUCUAAGCUAAAUGAUCUGUUUUAGUGUUAAAUCAGCAUAUAAUCAUAUUUCAAAUGGUCUUCGAAUCUUUUCCAUUGUGACAUUGGCUCACGUCCACAUUCUAAGCUUUGUUUCCACCUAAAUGGUCAGGAACUGUUUAGGAUGCAGACUGUGCCAGGGUCCUUGGACUGUGCAUGACCACAGGAGCCAGAUGGCACAUAUCCAUACCCCGGCUACGGAGGACCCCCACCUGGGCUUGGGUCUGCUCGAUGACUCCUCAGAAGUGUCCAUUUCCCAGGAUGAAUCGGAUUCAGGGAGCCUGCUCUCUGAUUAUUCGAUCCUCCCUGAUUAUGAGCGGGCAAAGCACUGGUCCUGCCCUGGGACUACACUCUAUGAGGCCUGUGCCAGGAACGAAGCCUUGACGGUACGCAGAGUCCUGGAGAGGGGUGUCACCCAGGCGGAGGUCAUGGAGCUUGACAUCAAUGGCAGGAAUGGUCUGAUGUUGGCGGCUUGCGAGGGCUUUGUGGACAUUGUGUUAGAACUGUACCACUGUCCCUUCCUGGAUGUGAACCAUCGGGACAACGACGGCAACACAGCACUCAUGAUGGCAUCACAGGCAGGUUUCAUCACUAUUGUGAAUUACAUCCUGAACUACUUCUCCGGCGUGGACUUGGAGGUCAGGGAUACCCGGGGCUUCACCGCUCUUAUCAAGGCAGCCAUGCAGGGCCGUGACGACUGUGUGACAGCGCUGGUCAUGGCCGGAGCCAAUGUGAAUGCCGUAGACACAGCAAAGGGAAGGAUCGCUGAGGACUGGGCGCUAAAGACCGGUCGUUUUGAAACAUUCCAGAAACUCCGGCGCCUGAUGACCCAGCCCUGUGCGGAACAGUUCUGUGAAAGAUACACCCCAGAGUGGGCAGAUCUGAAUGAGCUGGUAGCCAAGGCAACAGCAGCCAAGACGAAGGGAGAACAGCUCGCCCAGUUCCUGCAGUCCACCUUCACCAUCAGCUUUCCCAGGGAUCCCCAGGACAACGGCGUGUUGGACCACAUGGUCCGCAUCACCACCAGCAUUCACAGUCCGUUGGUGGUCACCGGGUGCCGCCCACUCCAUCUCACCAGCCCCCCAGAGGUGGGAAAGAGGCGUAUGGCAGGACCAGAACUGGCACAGCAGUCCACAAAGAGCAAGCAGAGAGAGCCGUCAUUAAUUUCCGCCAUGGAGUCUCCUGUCAGCUCUACUUCCUCCAUCCCCUUGACCUCCAGCAGUUCAGACACUCAGCCAAAUGUCCUUAGGUUCUCCAUAGCCUGCAGCAGUGUACGGAGCUACCUCCCGCGUCACCUUGGGCGCCAUAACAGCAUCUUCCCCACCAGUUCCAUCCCUCAGAUCAAGGUGAUAAAGUCAGGGGAACGCACACCCAAGAAGGAGAAAAAGAAGAAAAUGUCCAAACGCCACCUGAAGCCACCUGUGUGGAAGUACAAGGAGGCCAAGGAGAAGGAGGAGAAAGAGAGGCUCAAUGUAGAGCAAGAGGCGCUAAUCAAAGAAAAGAACCAUAAGACCCAGAGGACAGAGAAGGUGAAGCACUGAGUCCAAACAGGCGUCAACAACGAAGACGCCCAGUAUAAUGCGGGGAGAUUAAAACACAAGACUUAGUAUCACCGGAGCAUUGGCUUUUUCUAGAAGCUAAUCUCCCACUAUU